ACGACGAGCCUCGAUCAGAGGGCUUUGACUUAGUGAAUUGUACCGCCUAUAAAAGGGGUGGCACCCCUCAUUGUAAUGGAUCCCAAGUUUGAAAUCAAUAUACUCCUACUUUGCAUUCUCUCUCUCUAAAACUUCUAUUAUUUCAUACUCUCGGUGGUUUAUAGCCAUCAAAUUGGUGCUCUCGUUGAGAGGAGAGGAACAUACUCGUAGGUUAACUCCCGAACGCGAGAAUGGUGCAAACAAGGAGCAACGUCCCCACCACCAGCCACGUCAUCGGCAAGGAGAACACGCCGGGCAGCGGCAAUGGUACGGGCGGCAUCAGCUCGACUCCGGAUGCGGUCCAGGCGCUGUUCGGCUUGGGGGUGACCGCGGAGCAGCUCCAGGCAGCCGUUGCGGCACUUUCCGCCAUGGGUGGGAACGUGCCCGGCGGCGGAGUUGGUAAAGCUCCGCCCAGUCUCCAUGCCGAACACGCUGCCACUUCCCAACACAAGGGGAAGAAGACCCGGAGGAGUAGAAGGAGGCCCGGCAAGGCCCCGGCGAUCGAGGAGGUGAUUGUGGAGGACGUCCCGGAUGAGGAGGACGAUGAGCCCAGCGAGUGCCGAGUGUCAGCCUUCAGGCGCUUAGGAGGGGAAGAGACCCGGGUGUCGGCCUUCGACAGGCUCGACCGCGGACCGGAAGUUUGCCCAGGCGACCUCUGCCGACAAAUAGCCGAAGGCAGGCGGAGGCAUGCUGAGGAGUCCGCAACAUCGGAUGCUCGCUCGGCGAGGUCCGAGCGGAGCGGAGAGAGGCGGGAGGAGCGCACCCAGCGUCGCCAUAGCCCGACGAGAACUGAGAAGACAAAGGUCUCUGACCAAGGAGUAUCUCGGCUCGCACGGGAGAUUGCGGAGCUUAAGCGCCGAGUGGAGACCAGGGCUCCCUACAGCCAGCCCAUCUUGCGGACGUUCUAUGCUUCUAUGGAAGCGGCGGCAGCCCCAGACGAGGUCAAGUGUCGAUGCUUUCUCGCGACGCUGGAGGGCUCCGCGUGCGAUUGGUUCAACCGGCUCCCGAAGGGAACUAUUGACGAUUGGGAUACACUAGCGGAGAAGUUCUUGACGCAUUUCGCGGCAAACCGAAGGCAGAGGCUCCCUUACCUCCACCUGCUCAACAUAUGCAUCCGCAAGGGAGAGAAGGUCCGCGACUUCAUAGUCCGGUGGGAAAAGGAAUCCAGAGACGUGCAUGGGGCGGAUGACCAAGCGUUGGUGGCCAUGUUCCAAGCAGCCCUUCCCCGCGGAGAAGUGAGGAAGGAGCUCCGCAAGAAUCCUCCCCCCACGUACCAAGAGACCUUGGCGCGCGCUAAGUUCCUAGCCUCGGAGGAGUUCGAUGAUGCUCCCGACUCUGAGGCCGCGCCCGCCAAGCGAGCUCCUGCAGACUCCGGAGAGGCCGCGAAGAAGAGGAAGAAGAAGAAAGAUUACACCGCGGGCCCGAGGACGCCUUCGGCUAGUGUGUACUCCGUGGGUGCGCCCGUGGGGACGGGUCGAGAGCUUGCCCUCUCCUCGCUCCCGCACGUAGAAACCUAUGCGGUGUCCAGCGGUGCCAAGUAUUGCGAGUAUCAUCGCAACAACACUCAUAACAAUAAGGAAUGCUUCACUCUCCAGAAGGAGAUGCAGAGACUCAUUGCCCGAGGGCCGCCUCCCCGAGAUGAUGGAGCAGCCCCAUCUCGGGGGCCGCCGGAAGGAAGAACUUGGAGAAAGCCGGCUGAACCGGUCGCGGUGGCCACGCAAGCAAGGAACCCUGAGAAGAGGCACAUUGGGCGAGAGUGUGAUGAUCUAGACGAGGACGAAGCCCAAGGAUAUCCGGUGGGAUUCAUCCAUGGAGGAAACAUUGGCGGGGACUUCGUCGCUCAAAGGAAGAGGAAACUCGGGAACAUCGACCAGCGUGGACUACACCGAUCUAAACAAGGCGUGCCCCAUGGAUCCGUUCCCACUCCCGAACAUCGACCAGCUGGUGGACGAGACGGCGGGCUGCGAGCUCAUGAGUUUCAUGGAUGCUUUCAGCGGGUACCAUCAAAUCCGAAUGCACCCUGAGGACAAAGAGAAGACGUCUUU
This is a messenger RNA of Cuscuta campestris, 2084 nucleotides long. The record is from the annotation of a GenBank genome assembly. NCBI's taxonomy places the organism in Eukaryota, Viridiplantae, Streptophyta, Magnoliopsida, Solanales, Convolvulaceae.